AUGCUGACCAACUCAGGCCCAGUGGCCAAACUCUAUCUGUCCAUCAUUGAUGAUGUGAUUGAAAGUAUGAAGGAGCUGUUUUUGGAUGAAGGGCUGGAGGACAGAGUGCUGGAUGAUUUAAGGCAUCUUUGGGAGACUAAAGUGAUGCAGUCCAAAGCAAUGGAAGACUUUAGGAAGAACAACAUCAAUUCCUCUGACUUUGUUCUCCAGCUGCCUGCCAACUACCCACGGGCUGAUCAGAACCAGGAACCUCCAGAAUGCCUAAUUUAUAUAUAUUUUUUUAAUGAUGCAUCCUAUUUCCUUUUUGACCAGACCAAUACCCAAACUCUUGCUACUUUUUCCCUCCCUGCUUCACUGGCGUACCCUGUGCAGAUACCAGCAGGCGUCACUCUACAGACAGCCUCUGGUCAGCUUUACAAAGUCAAUGUGCCUGUUGUAGUUACUCAAGCUCCAGUGGGACACCAGCCUGUGUCCAAUGUCUCCCAGAAAGUUCCAGAACGGAGUGAAAUGCCAGCCCCUCAGCCAGUAGCAGUUGCACAGAAUCCUGUCCUGCUUCAGGAGCCUGAGCCGCCCUCUGCUCCUCCUUCCUUUGUCGCACAAACGAGGACGGGUCUAACUCUGAUCCAGGGGAACACCCUUCCUCAGCAACCUCCAGAAGCAGAACUUGCACUGGGAGAAAAUGAGGCAAAUUCCCAACCUGAACCAGUAAACUUUUGUCCUUCUCCCUGCACCCAGUUAUUGGACUACCAGAUUUCUGCAGAGGAAUCUGCUUUAGCACAAAAGACACAGAUUGGAGACAUUGAUGAAAUCCUAAAGGAAGUAAUUGAAGAGGAGAGGGAGAAAGUUGAGAGGGCAAGGAAACUAGCUGCUGGAAACCAGUCUGGUGCUGAUCUUGGGCUGGACUUGGACUACACCUACAGCCAGCUGUCGGAUAUUGUUCAGCUGGAUGGUGCUGCAGACAACUCUGACCCAGAGGAGGAUGAGGACCUUCCUCUGGAAGAGAAUGACUUCCUGGGUUUAAUCAAUGCAGAAGCCAUCAGAGCUCUGAAGGAGGAAAACGGCAGUGACAGCAACAGCAUCUCCUCCAGCAGUGACGAUGGAGUAGUGGAUGAACUCGUUAAUGCAGAGGAGGAGGAGGAGGAAGAGGACCCUCUUAAUUCUGGUGACGAUGUUGUCGAACAAGACAUACCGGAUCUCUUUGACACGGAUAACGUGAUCGUCUGCCAGUAUGACAAAAUUCACCGCAGCAAAAAUCGCUGGAAGUUUCAUCUGAAAGAUGGAGUGAUGAGUUAUGGAGGAAGGGACUAUGUGUUCUCUAAAGCUAUUGGAGAAGCAGAGUGGUAAUGAGGUUAAAAUCUGCUGAGCAGAUCAUUGUACAUGAAUAAAGGCGAUGAAAAGGAGGGUUGAAGCGAUGCACAUUCUGGA
Cyprinodon variegatus (sheepshead minnow) is the source of this 1425-nucleotide messenger RNA. RefSeq names its product general transcription factor IIA 1-like (gene gtf2a1l). Gene Ontology annotation, cellular component: transcription factor TFIIA complex. NCBI's taxonomy places the organism in Eukaryota, Metazoa, Chordata, Actinopteri, Cyprinodontiformes, Cyprinodontidae. The transcript has 8 exons. The record is from RefSeq and is a predicted model, not a curated record. The coding region runs from base 1 to 1344 and encodes 447 amino acids. Gene Ontology annotation, biological process: transcription by RNA polymerase II; transcription initiation at RNA polymerase II promoter.